Molecule: messenger RNA, 960 nt
Organism: Saxophila tyrrhenica
Lineage: Eukaryota; Fungi; Ascomycota; Dothideomycetes; Mycosphaerellales; Extremaceae
Gene: BNA6
Product: nicotinate-nucleotide diphosphorylase (carboxylating)
Exons: 1
Coding region: 1-960 (319 amino acids)
Biological process (GO): quinolinate catabolic process; NAD+ biosynthetic process
Cellular component (GO): cytoplasm
Molecular function (GO): nicotinate-nucleotide diphosphorylase (carboxylating) activity
Source: RefSeq, a predicted model, not a curated record
AUGCCUUCUACAGAGGGCGCCCCCGCUCAUGGCAACCCUGCACAUCUGCUCCCACCCUCAUGGCGCAAGACUGUGAGUCUGUGGCUAGACGAAGACACUCCUAGCUUCGACUAUGGCGGCUUUGUAGUAGGCGAUGAUCCUGCAGAGGCACGUCUUCUCGCCAAAAGCGCAGGCAUCGUUGCCGGGGUACCAUUCUUCGAUGAGGUCUUCAAACAGCUGGACUGCACAGUGCAGUGGCACGUGAAGGAAGGCGAUGAGGUGGGUGUCAAGGAGAAGAAGCAGCAUGUUGCGACGGUCAAAGGGCCCGUCCGGUGUCUACUGCUGGGUGAAAGAGUGGCUCUCAACGCAUUGGCAAGAUGUUCGGGCAUUGCAACAAAGGCACAUUCGCUCGUCUCGAUGCUGAGGAAGGCUGGCUACAAGAACACACUGGCUGGGACGAGGAAGACAACGCCAGGUUUCAGACUGGUAGAGAAAUACGGCAUGCUGGUGGGUGGCUGCGAUCCACACAGGCAAGAUCUGAGUGCCAUGACGAUGCUGAAGGACAACCACAUCUGGGCGUGUGGUGGCUCGAUACCAUCUGCGGUUGCUGCUGCAAAGGCUUCGGCUGGCUUUGCCGUCAAGGUUGAAGUGGAGUGUCAAUCCGAAGAAGAGGCAAACACGGCUAUUGAAGCAGGGGCGGACGUCGUAAUGCUGGACAAUUUUACUGGCGACGGCGUCAAGGUGGCGUCGAAGAAUCUUAAGGAUAAAUGGGGACGGGGUACGAAUGCAAGAGCAAUGAUUGAAGUCUCGGGAGGUUUGACGGAGGACAAUGUCUCGGAGUACGUCUGCGACGACAUCGACAUCAUCAGCUCGUCGAGCAUACAUCAGGGUGUGAAGCACGUGGACUUCUCGCUCAAGGUAGUGCCGAAGGCUGCGAAGACCGAUGGGAAGAUGGGAAAUGGAGAGUCGGCCGACACUUGA